AAGGAUUUAAAUCAAACAGGAAGAAAUAAUAAAAACCGUUGGUUUAAACGCCUAGUGAUUGUCUCGAGCUUUGCAUUUUAGAAAAAAGCCGCACAACAAAAGGAAAUGCUUAAAAUAUUGAUGGGGGCGGAGAAGCAUAUAUGACAGCAGAUCCAAGGCCUUUAUUUUAGAAGUUCGAGCAAAGACUGCUACUCUGUCAAGAGCAAAACAAGCGACGUUCUUUCACCAAUGUCUAAGCCAAGGUUGGGGGGUAAGGUUGCACUGAUAACUGGUGCAGCAAGCGGUAUAGGAGAACAAGCAGUGAGAUUAUUCGUCGAAAAUGGAGCCUUUGUAAUAGCAGCUGAUGUUCAAGACGACUUAGGUCAAGAAGUGGUGGAAUCAGUGGGUACAGACAAAGCUACUUAUCGCCACUGCGAUGUAAGAGACGAGAAGCAAGUAGAAGAAACAGUGAACUACGCUGUCGAAAAAUACGGGAAGCUUGAUGUCCUUUUCAGUAACGCCGGAAUUCUAGGUCCCCUGACAGGAAUCCUGGAACUCGACCUUUCAGGUUUUGACAACACCAUGGCUACAAACGUACGUGGGGUCGCGGCUACAAUCAAACACGCUGCCCGGGCAAUGGUGGCGAAGAACAUUCGUGGAUCUAUUAUAUGCACUGCAAGCGUAGCAUCUUCUGUUGGUGGAACUGGACCGCAUGCCUACACUGUAUCAAAGCAUGCUAUUCUUGGUUUGGUAAGAACAGCUUGCUGUGAGCUAGGAAAUUAUGGGAUUAGAGUGAACUGCAUAUCUCCAUUUGGAGUUGCGACGCCGCUUACUUGUAAUGCGUACAAUAUGAAACCAAGUGAAGUCGAAGCUAAUUGUUCCAAUUUGGGAAACCUGAAAGGAAUUGCGUUGAAGGCGAAGAAUGUAGCAGAGACAGCUUUGUUUUUGGCUUCUGAUGAAUCGGCUUAUAUCAGUGGACAUAACUUGGUUAUUGAUGGAGGAUAUACGGUGGUUAAAGCUGGUUGAUUAAUCAGAGGCUUAUUUGAUCGUGGGGAGUAAAUUGAAUUAAAUGAUUAUUAUAUAAUGUUCUGUUUUCAAGUCAAACCUUGUUAUCAGCACCUGCCAUGUGCAAUUCCCUUGUAUUCUGGGUUGCUAUCCAUAACUUUUUCCUUUUCUUCUUUCUUUUGCCGGCCUAUUUUUGUUAGAUCUUUAUCUUACAGAGGUGAUUUUAUAGUUCAUAACAAAAAAGUGUUAUUUUAUAAAAUAAAAAGUUUUAAUA
Ricinus communis (castor bean) is the source of this 1258-nucleotide messenger RNA. Its product is annotated as short-chain dehydrogenase reductase 3b. NCBI's taxonomy places the organism in Eukaryota, Viridiplantae, Streptophyta, Magnoliopsida, Malpighiales, Euphorbiaceae. The record is from RefSeq and is a predicted model, not a curated record. The coding region runs from base 229 to 1005 and encodes 258 amino acids. The transcript has 2 exons.